Molecule: messenger RNA, 4788 nt
Organism: Microbotryum saponariae
Lineage: Eukaryota; Fungi; Basidiomycota; Microbotryomycetes; Microbotryales; Microbotryaceae
Source: the annotation of a GenBank genome assembly
AUGAGCUCGACGCUCUACGUCGAAACAGGCGAUGGGGACGCACCCCCUGCCGAUCUGAUCUCCUACCACUCGAGAUCAGAUGUCAACCGAGUACCGAUACUCAAGACAGGCAACUACCAUGCCUGGGAACGUGGUUUGAAACUCGUUCUGGUCAACCACGGCUUAUGGGGAAUAGUCAGCCUCGGCUUUUCCAAAACCGAAGCCUCCGCCCUGGGACUUGGCCUUCGCACCGGUGCGGGCCCUCGUCUCACAAUAUUCGAUCUGCUCCUGGCGCCCGAACUGCUCACCGCGCGCCAAAAGGCGUUACUUAAACAAGACGCCAAGGCUCAAUCCCUUAUUUUGAACUACCUCGACUCCGACAACGCUGUCACCGCUCGCGCUUGCACGACUGCAAAUGAGAUGUGGAAGAGUUUACACGACAACCACGUCGGACUGAUCUCUGAUCAAGUUCGAUUUUUAACGGCACAACUUCGCAAUCUUCAAUUCUCGAAAGGAAAAGAAAUCGUGAAGCACUUCACCGGUAUACAAGAUCUGUUCACUCGACUCGACGAGCUUGGCCAAUCUUUCGAUGACAUUUACAAGUCGAAUCUGAUGCUGGACUCGGUCACUCAUCCCGCCUGGGCUUCGACUUUGGACAAUCUUCGUCGUCCGCUCGCUCCACCGGCGGAAAUCAUUACCUACACUCGGUCCAAGCUGACUUCGCUCGAACUUCAAGCUCGGUUCUCACCUCGAUCUACUCCACCUGUCGAAAAACUUUCGGAUAUUUCGUCUACUACUCUCGCCGCUCGUAUUUCGGACGCGAGUCAGGGAAAUGGUGGAAAGCGGGGGGGCUCGAAGAAGAACCAAGGACCGAAGCGUAAACCCGACUGCGUCUGUACUGCUUGCGGGGAAAACGGACAUUGGUCCAUCGACAUGAAGUGCCCUCAACACAAACGACACUCCGAAUGGAAAUCCAAGUCUGGUAGUUCGGCCGUCGAUGCAAACGCGGUGACUGAAAUGUCAACAAACCAUACCAUUUACUCCAUCGGUGAAUCUUCGGAUGCCGCCCCACUCCGAAACACGUGGAUCGGCGAUACUGGCGCUCAUCGUCACUUCGUCGGUGAUCGUUCACUUUUGCGAAACUUCACUCUCGACCCGGUCAUGGUCCGUGUAGCCAAUGGUUCCCCGGUUCUCUGCAAAGGCUAUGGUUCCAUUACCGUUCGCACGAACAAGAAUCAUACGCUCAACAUUCAGAACGUUUAUCAUCUCCCCGGCGCUGAACAAGGUCUAGUCUCUUUCAAGGCACUCCGUAUCACCGGAGCUAAACUAUCGUUCGGAGAUGACGGUUCGACUAUCAACGUGCAUGUUGGCAAUAGCAUUGUUGCCAGCACCGAAAUCGACACCGAUUACAACUUCAACUUCACUGUGGUCCCUGAAGAACCUGUCGAUGCUGUCACUCGAUCAUCGACUAGCGCUUCGCUCUAUUCUUGGCACUUGUUUUUCAACCAUAUUUCGCAACUUUCGCUCCUCGCCCUGCAUCGUGCGGGAGCGGUCACCGGCCUUCGCUUGACUGACACAACCGUCGUCGACUGCGAAUCGUGCAUCCUUACGCGAAUGACGGCAACUCCUCAUAAUCAACAAUCCCGGGGGGCAGAUCACGUUCUGUAUCGCAUCUCUAUGGAUUUGGGAUUCGUCGACUAUGAAGACUUCCAAGGCCGAUCGAUCUAUCUUGUUAUCGUCGAUCAGUUCUCAAACGCGAAGUUCACCUAUCCGCUUGUCUCCAAGACAGCCGCCGUCGUACUCGAAGCAUGGAAUUCGUUUAUCACCUACGCCGAACGCCUGACUGGUCAAAAGGUCAAGUUUGUUCGUUCCGACAAUGGUACUGAGUUUGUCAAUCGACUUCUCGGUGAUGAGUUCCGUCGUCUUGGUAUCACACACGAAACUACCGCACGUUACACCCCGCAACAAAAUGGUCAAGCCGAACGAGCUAAUCGCACCCUCUUUGAUCUCGUUCGUGCAAUGCUCAAGUACGCUGGUCUUCCCGGAAAGUACUGGUCUUACGCUCUCGCAUCGGCCACGUUUGCUCUCAACCGCUCGCUUCAUCCUUCUAAGCGCAAGACACCGUAUGAACUCUACACUGGUCACAAGCCCGACGUUUCGCAUCUUCGCACCUUCGGUUCUACCGCCUAUGCACUACUACCUAGGGCACUUCGCAAGAAGUUGAGCGAUCAUUCACAAAAGGGCAUCUUUCUCGGCUACAGCGGUGAAUACAACUAUCUCAUCCUUGUCGAUCGAAACACUACACCCAAGGUCAUUAUUACUCGAGAUGUGACAUUUUCGGACAUUCCCUCGACCUCGUCUACUCCGAUCAUUGACAUCCAGUCUGAUCCUCGCGAUUUCGUCGUCGAACAUCUUUACGAGUACGAAAUGGUUCCUCAGCUUCGACCUGAUCAAAACUUUAUCGAACUUGAGGAUGAUGUCCACCUUCCUGUAGCACCUCGCGCAGAUGUACCUGGUCCUGCUGUUGCACCUCGCCCAGUAACACCGGUUAGUCCCGCUCCUAGCACUCUAGCUGGAGAUGAUGAUGAUCAUCCUUCUAGGCCAGUGACACCUGAUCCUGGGUCCGAUAAUGAAGCUGACAAUCUUGCUUACCCUAAUGAUGGCCAUGAAUAUCGUCCUUACAACGUCAGUCGCAAUCCGGGUCCUCUAGAAAACAUCAACGAGGAUAAUAUCUUGCCCGCUGGUUCCCGCCGUCAACGUCGCCUCGCUGCUUACUCGGUCAUCGAUACGAAUCACAUCUAUCUCGAUCCUCCUGAACUUGUUGCCCGUGUUUCACCCACCAACCUCGCACUACCUCGUACUCAUGAAGAAGCUAUGGCCUCCAUCGAAGCUCCUUUCUGGAAAGCCGCCGAAGCCGCCGAGAUUGCGAAAUUCGUCGAACUCAAGGUUUUCGCUUCCGCUAUUCUUCCAACUGGUAUGCGCGCUCAUGGUGUUCGUUGGAUCUACACGCGUAAAGAAGAUGCACAAGGAAAUAUCACCAAGUACAAGGCUCGUCUCGUUGUUCAAGGCUAUUCACAAACGUACGGUGUCGAUUUCAUCGACAACUUUGCUCCCGUCGCUUCACUUUCUACCAUCUUAUUCCUCAUCGCUAUCGCCGCUGCCCAAGGCCUCGUCCUUGAACAGUUCGACUAUGAUUCAGCCUUUCUCAAUGGCACGAUGACGGAAGAUGUUUAUAUCAAGGUUCCUGAUGGCUGGCCGCUUGCACACAAGCCCGGUUCAGUCCUCAAACUCCUCAAGUCGAUGUAUGGAACGAAGCAAGCUCCUCGUCAAUGGUAUGCCGCGGUCGAUGACCUCAUGAAGACUCGUGGCUUCCAUCGCUCUACGUCGGACGCUUGUCUCUACAUCAAACGCAAAGGUCGCCGGUUCAUUUUUGUAUCACUUUACGUCGACGAUGGACUCGUGUAAGGCGCCGCUCCGCUUACGCCUCACGACGACCUCGAGCCAACCUCUGCGGCCUCACGCUUGCCCUCGCGCGCGGCGCCGCCGCGUCUCUUGACCUUAGUCCUUUUAGUAGUCUUUCUUCGCCUGCGAAUUACACCGUUUGAUCCUUUCAGUUUGGACUCGGAAUCAGUGAAAGGCACGAGAAGUGAAAGGCACGAGAUCGCUCUCGAGCCUCACUGAUUCCGAGUCCAAACUGAAAGGAUCAAACGGUGUAAUUCGCAGGCGAAGAAAGACUACUAAAAGGACUAAGGUCAAGAGACGCGGCGGCGCCGCGCGCGAGGGCAAGCGUGAGGCCGCAGAGGUUGGCUCGAGGUCGUCGUGAGGCGUAAGCGGAGCGGCGCCUUACAACUCGCUGCUUCGAACGACCAACAGUUCCUCAAUGAUGAACUAUCUGCAUUCAAUUCGGUAUACUCGCUUAAACGACUCGGUCCCGUCAAAACUUUCCUCGGCCUAGAGUUCCAUCGCACUUCCGAAUACAUCAUGGUACACCAGAGUACGUAUGUUCGUGGUCUCCUUGAGACUUAUGCGUUCGAUUCUGUCUCGAACCGUCCGGUCUCAUCUCCUAUGGAAGAUCGGAACGUCGUCGAAUCGAAUGAACCUUUCACGGAUGUCAAACUUUAUCAAUCGGCCGUCGGUGCUUUGCAAUAUGCGGCUCAUCGCACUCGUCCGGAGAUCGCCAACGCUGUUCGUUCUGUCGCUAAGCACGUCGCUGCGCCUACCAUGACGAACUGGAUCGCUAUCAAACGUAUCCUUCGUUAUCUCUCUACGUCUGUCGACCUCGGUCUUGUCUUUCGUUUUGGCGCUUCUACCAAGUUCGAGAUCUACUCUGAUGCGUCUUGGGCCGACGACUGGGACAACGGUAAAUCGACCGGCGGCUAUGUUGCCAUGUGCGCGGGUGGUCCCGUCUCCUGGCAAUGCAAACAGCAAUCUAUCGUCGCUACGUCCACAACCGAGGCUGAAACUCUUGCUGCGUCUGCUGCUUCCAAAGAGGCAGUUGGACUUCGCUCUCUCGCCCUCGAAUUGGGCAUCGAUCAAACCUCGUCGACUGUUCUACAUGAAGACAACGAAGCUUGUAUCGCUAUCGCCCGCAAUCCUGCUCAUCGUGGUCGCACUCAUCACUGGAACGUGCACCAUUUCUACGUACGUGAACGCGUUGAAUUCGGUGACAUCACCCUUCAAUACUGUCCGACCGCUCUCAACACGGCCGACAUGUUCACAAAGGCACUGCCUAAAGCACUCUUUCUCAAGCAUCGCGCUGGACUUGGUAUGGCUUCUCUCGCUACCUCGACCAGGGGGAGUGUUGUCUAG